AUGUCUGGCUUUCUUGAGAAUGCGUACAGUCUCGUUCACCAGGACAAUGCGGCCGACGUCCCCACCGUUUCCGAUCUGCGCAUGCAGCUCGAGAAGGGCACCGAUGAGACCAAGGUCGAGACUAUGAAGCGCAUCUUGACCAUCAUGCUCAAUGGCGAUCCUAUGCCCAGUCUUCUAAUGCACAUUAUUCGUUUCGUCAUGCCUUCAAAGUAUAAGCCUCUCAAGAAGCUUCUUUACUUCUACUACGAAAUAUGCCCCAAGCUUGACAGCAGCGGCAAGCUCAAACAGGAGAUGAUUCUAGUUUGUAACGGUAUCCGAAACGACCUUCAACAUCCCAACGAAUACAUUCGAGGAAACACCCUGCGCUUCCUUUGCAAGUUGAGGGAAGCCGAGCUCAUUGAACCUCUCCUCUCUUCAGCACGAUCUUGUCUCGAGCACCGACAUGCCUACGUCCGAAAAAACGCCGUUUUUGCCAUCGCCUCCAUUUUCUUGCACUCGCCCUCCCUGAUUCCAGAUGCCUCCGAACUCAUUUCGACUUUCCUCGAGGGAGAGAGUGACGGUGUUUGCCGAAGGAAUGGCUUUGCCGCUCUUGUUAGCAUUGACCAUGAUGCUGCCCUCGUUUACCUUAGUUCCGUUUUUGAAGGCAUUCCCAAUGCAGAGGAGCUUCUUCAGCUUGUCGAACUUGAGUUCAUUCGCAAGGAUGCGGUUCAGAAUUCCCAGAACAAGGCACGUUAUCUGCGAUUGAUCUUUGACCUGCUAGAAGCUGGCGCUUCAACUGUCGUAUACGAAGCUGCCUCAUCUCUUACUGCUUUAACCAACAAUCCUGUUGCAGUCAAGGCUGCCGCCGCCAAGUUCAUUGAGCUGAGCAUCAAGGAAGCCGAUAACAAUGUCAAGCUGAUCGUUCUUGACCGAGUUGAUCAAUUGCGCAAGAAGAACGAGGGUGUUCUUGAUGACCUGACCAUGGAGAUCCUCCGAGUUCUGUCCAGUACCGAUAUCGACGUCCGACGAAAGGCUCUUGGUCUCGCCCUUGAGAUGGUAUCUAGCAAGAAUGUUGAGGAGGUUGUCCUCUUACUCAAGAAGGAACUCUCCAAGACAGUCGACCAGGAAUACGAGAAGAAUACCGAGUACCGAUCUCUCCUUAUCCACUCUAUUCACCAAUGCGCCAUCAAGUUUUCCGAGGUCGCAGCGAGCGUCGUGGAGCUGCUUAUGGAUUUUAUUGCCGACUUCAACAACGCUUCCGCUGUCGACGUUAUCAACUUUGUCAAGGAAGUUGUUGAAAAGUUCCCCAAUCUGCGCACUACCAUUAUUGAGCGUCUUGUCUCCACCCUGGGUGAGGUCCGAGCUGGCAAGGUGUACCGUGGCAUCAUGUGGAUCAUUGGUGAGUACUCUCUCGAAGAGAAGGACAUUCGAGAGGCUUGGAAGAGGAUACGAGCUAGCCUUGGUGAAAUGCCCAUUCUCGCAUCGGAGCAACGGCUACUGGAUUCCCACGAUACUGAGGAGCAGACCGAUGAUCACAUCAACGGAGCAUCGAAGCCGGCCGCACCAUCUGGCUCCCGCAAGGUCCUGGCUGAUGGCACAUAUGCUACCGAGACUGCUCUUACCAGCCAGUCUUCAGCAGCUGCCAAGUUGGAGGCUGUCAAGACUGCCCAGAAGCCUCCUCUGCGACAACUCAUUCUCGAUGGAGACUACUAUCUGGCUACUGUUCUGUCAUCUACUCUCGUCAAGCUUGUCAUGCGGCAUCAUGAGAUUUCCUCGGAUAAGGCUCGAACUAAUGCUCUCCGGGCUGAGGCCAUGCUGAUUAUGAUUUCUAUCAUCCGAGUCGGACAGUCUCAGUUUGUCAAGGCUCCCAUCGAUGAGGACUCUGUAGACCGAAUCAUGUCAUGUGUACGCUCAUUGGCCGAGUUUGAGAAGAAGAAGGAGCUUGAGACCGUUUGGUUGGAUGAUACCCGCAAGGCCUUCCGAGCCAUGGUCCAGGUGGAGGAAAAGAAGCGAGCCGCCAAGGAGGCUUUCGAGAAGGCUAAGACUGCUGUGCAGGUUGAUGAUGUUGUCCAAAUUCGACAACUAGCCAAGAAAAACACCACUGAAGGCCUCGAUGAGAUCGAGGUGGAUCUGGAGAGGGCGACUGGUGGUGAGGGCACCGCUGAAGACCUGUCUUCCAAGCUUAGCCGUGUGGUUCAGUUGACCGGGUUCUCGGACCCCGUAUAUGCUGAAGCAUAUGUGAAGGUUCACCAGUUCGAUAUUGUUCUCGACGUCCUUCUUGUCAACCAGACGACAGAGACACUUCAAAACCUCUCAGUCGAGUUCGCCACGCUUGGUGACCUCAAGGUUGUCGAGCGACCUACUACACAGAACCUGGGCCCUCAUGACUUCCACAACGUGCAAUGCACAAUCAAGGUUUCAUCAACAGACACUGGUGUUAUCUUUGGUAACGUCGUGUAUGACGGUGCUCACUCUACUGAUACUAAUGUCGUUAUUCUUAACGACCUACACGUCGACAUCAUGGACUACAUCCAGCCCGCCACUUGUACAGAGACUCAAUUCCGCACUAUGUGGACUGAAUUCGAGUGGGAGAACAAGGUCAACAUCAACUCUAAGGCUAAGUCGCUACGUGACUUCCUCGACCAGCUUAUGGCCUGCACAAAUAUGAACUGCCUGACACCAGAGGCCAGUCUCAAGGGUGACUGUCAAUUCUUGAGCGCCAACCUUUACGCGAGGAGUGUGUUUGGCGAGGAUGCUCUCGCUAACCUGAGCAUUGAGAAGGAGGGCGAGGAUGGACCCAUCACUGGUUUCGUCAGAAUAAGAAGUCGAUCACAGGGCUUGGCGCUGAGCUUGGGCUCUUUGAAGGGACUUAACAAGAUCGGGUCCACGGCCUAG
This is a messenger RNA of Fusarium subglutinans, 2874 nucleotides long. RefSeq names its product Coatomer subunit beta. Gene Ontology annotation, cellular component: COPI vesicle coat; cytoplasm. The record is from RefSeq and is a predicted model, not a curated record. Gene Ontology annotation, molecular function: structural molecule activity. NCBI's taxonomy places the organism in Eukaryota, Fungi, Ascomycota, Sordariomycetes, Hypocreales, Nectriaceae. Gene Ontology annotation, biological process: endoplasmic reticulum to Golgi vesicle-mediated transport; intra-Golgi vesicle-mediated transport; intracellular protein transport. The transcript has 4 exons. The coding region runs from base 1 to 2874 and encodes 957 amino acids.